GCGAUGGUUUAAGUUAGCGUUUUGGCAUGUUCUGUUGUACCCUAAGGAGGGUUGACGACGAUGCUCCUCCACUCGGCUAUCCGCCGCCAUGCUCUUCUUCCCUUGUCCCGACUUUUCUUCUCCACCUCAACUUCCUCACCCCUUUCAGGCGGGGGCAUCUCUUCUCGUGAUCCUCACUUCAUGGUCGAGUUCCUCGUGAACUCGUGCGGAUUCUCCAUGGAGGACGCGUCGAAGGCCUCCAAGCCCCUCGCGCAUCUCCAAUCGACCGAGAAUCCCGAAGCUGUGCUUGCUUUCUUCAGAUCUCAGGGCAUUGAUGGCGCGAAUCUGAGGAAGAUAAUAUCCUGGAAACCAGUAUUCCUCUGCUGGAAUGUGGAAUCAAACCUCACACCGAAGUUUCAAUGUUUACGCAACCUGGGGUUAUCAGAAUCGGACCUCGUUUAUGUCAUUUUGAAUAACCCCGCCAUCAUGUCCCUCAACGUCCAGCAUACUCUUCUUCCCAGAUUGAAUGUAUGGGAAAGUCUCUUUGGAUCAAGGGAGCUGCUCCUCAAGAAUCUUAGGAAGCGGUAUUGGUUUUUGAGCAGCAACAUUGAGAAUGUGAUAGAGCGGAGGGAAUGGGAUUUACUAGGAGAUCUCGAAUUUUCCUCUGGAUCCUUGACAUUCUGUCUAGGACCAGCAGAGAAAAAGUUGACGCUCACUCCAAGCUCAUGAACAGCUUUGGGUGGUCGGACUCUGAGUUCUGUACUGCAAUCGAGAAACAACCAAACAUUAUGCAUUAUUCCACAGAUUUAUUGCGGAUAAAGAUGGAAUUUUUUAUCAAGGAUAUUGGGCUUACUCCAUCAGACAUUGCUAGCCGGCCAAAGUUUUUAGCAUUAAGUUUGAAGCAGAGGUUGAUUCCUCGGUUUCAGGUGAUGAAGAUAUUAGAAUCAGAAGAGUUAUGGACUUCGAAAGGCAAGCUAAAUAUGUUUUUCAUAAUGCCAGACCCAAAAUUUAUGAAGAAGUAUAUUCUUCCUUACAAAGAUAAAUUUCCUAAACUUCUUGAGAUCUUGUGCGCUGUAGCUGAAUGAUGGCUACAUAAGUGAAAUUGCAAAAGAUAACAAUGAUGUUGAACCAAUCUUGUAGUUUUCAUAUGUGUUUGUUAUUUCAAAAAUUGUUCAUCUAUGCA
Molecule: messenger RNA, 1162 nt
Organism: Zingiber officinale
Lineage: Eukaryota; Viridiplantae; Streptophyta; Magnoliopsida; Zingiberales; Zingiberaceae
Exons: 2
Coding region: 61-708 (215 amino acids)
Biological process (GO): regulation of DNA-templated transcription; chloroplast organization
Cellular component (GO): chloroplast
Molecular function (GO): double-stranded DNA binding
Source: RefSeq, a predicted model, not a curated record